CGGAAAUGUGUAGACCCAACAGGUCUUCUGGAUUCGCUGAAUUAAACAAACGUAGUUCCUCAUUUCUUUUUAGAAAGAAAAUGUUUUUGUCUAAUUCAGAUCAAACAUCGUCUACCGGAUGUGGUUUUUUGCUGUUCCAAUCCGACGCUCUACUUCCGAAACUACCGCAUUACGAGGUUCCCUGAACGCCUCAACAUCCUUACAGAACCUCCACGUUAGGGCAACAUCUUCGCCCUCACCGGUUCUGUGUCCCCAUGCUGACGUCGGAAUGUCUCGAGUUUGUGUUUGCUCGUUUCAGCUGGGUCUAAAGGCGUCAGGUCAUGGCUUUGAGGCUGAUCCAGAGGUUUCCGCUGCUGAGGCUUCAUGGGAUUCCGCGCUUCCUUCCGGCCGGCAGGCUCCCAGGGGCCACCCGCGAAGGUCGGCCCCUAUGUGCGGCCUGCCUGCACACCUCCGCCGGCGGCUGCAUCCGGACACGGGGCUGCGGGAUGCGCACCAUGACCACCACGGUGAAGGAGCCGUCCUUUGUCGCCAGCAGCUCCGUAGGACUCCACAAAGACUCGGCACCUCGGUUCCGUCUGACCCAGCUGCACCGACCCACGGCUGAAGAGGAGCAGGCCUUCCGGCGGCGCCUAGUGGCCUGCUCCUCGUCCCGGCAGGUCCUCGCGCUGCUGCCCGCCGUGGGGGUCAUGUCCGACACCAUGGCCGCCGCGGCGCUCCACCGGGUGGCCGACCUGGAGCAGGAGAGGUGCUCCCUGAAGGACCCCACGGUGCUGGAGAAGGACACCAUCAAGGCGCUGUGCUUCCAGCUGGAGCAGGACUCCGUGCGGCUGACGGACGCUGGACUUGUGUCCGCCCUCCUGGCCUGCACCCGCCUCUUCUUGGAUCCCCGCAGCACGCUGAUGGUGCGGCUGGCGUCCGAGAGCCGGGUGAGGUUGGACGCAGGGCAGAUGAGCGUAGGGCAGCUGUGCACCCUGGGCCGGGCCAUGCUGGCCGUGGAGGGUCCUGGCUGUGUGAUGCUGGAGCAGGUGAUGGAGCAAAUCCAGAAGCAGGAGCCGGCCCAGUGGAGCCUUGCGGAUCUCACGGCUGCCUACAGAUUCGUGCAAGGUUACGUGGGCCAACGCGGAAAACACCGCGACCUUCUGAACGCCAUGCACUCGCACGCCUCGACCGUCACCUUCCGCAUGGACCCUCCCGCUGUCAGCGGGCUGCUCGGCGCUCUCGUGACCCUGAACCAGACGCAGGCCAUGCCUCUGGUGAUCAAACUGUGUAAGCAGGCCGUCCGGCACGUGCCUCACUUCACCGACGAGGAGCUCGCCGUUGUGCUCGGGGCCUUGAUGCACUUCGGUCACAGCGAUCAUUACUUUGUGGAAGCGAUGGAGAGGUACGCGCCCACCAUGACCUUCACGUCCCACCCGGAGACGGUUACCAAGGUGAUUCAGUUCUUCGGCCGGAGGAACAUCUUGUCGCGGGCCGUAUUUGAUGCGGUCGCAGAGAGCUUCGUGUACCGCGCGGACGACUACAGCACCGGCCAGGUGGCCGCGCAGAUCGUGGCUUUCGGAAAGCUCGGCUACCUUCCUCCCAACGCCAGCCAGGUAUUCAGGAAGGUGGAAACCAUCCUGCGUACGCGCUUCUCCCACUUCCAGCCGCGGACGCUGCUCGACCUCCUCCACGCCUGCACCCUGGUGGAGAGGUUCCCGGUGAAUUUUGUCUCCAAAGUAUUCAGCAGUUACUUCCUACAGCAACUUGAAGAGCAGAAUACCGGAAUGGACCGGAUUGUCCGCGCACAGCUGACGCAGCUCUACAUGACCAUGAAGCUGGAGUGUCCCUUCUACGAGGGUCCCAGGCUCCAUUCCAAGUACUGCGUCAAGUCCUUCCUCAUGUAUGGACGCUUUGUGGAGACGCCGGUGGACGUACAACUGUACAACUCUGUGAAAAGUGGACUGGUGGAUUUGCUCGGGGGUCGUUCCUACUUUGCAUCCAAAGUGCUGACGCCGUACUGCUACUCGCUCGAUGUGGAAAUAAAACUUGACGAAGAAGGCUACGUGCUGCCUGCCAGUAACACUGAUGUAUACAAAAGGAUCGCUCUCUGUAUCGACGGACAGAGGAGGUUUACUUCGAACACAAGGCAGCUGCUUGGGAAAGAGGCCAUCAAGCAGCGACAUCUGAGGCUUCUGGGAUAUGAAGUUGUUCAGAUUCCUUACUUUGAAUUUGAAAGACUGCAAAACAACACCAGCGUGGUGGAGUAUCUGCACCAAAAGAUCUUCCCUCACACUUACAGGCUGAGCUGGUGAUGAUACAAAGGACAACGCUGCGUUUACUUUGGCUGAGCACAAACUCAUUUAAAGAAAUAUAUAUUUAUUUUUUCAAGUAAAAGUAAAUCAUUUCUAAGUUAUUAAUUAUGCAUCUCUAUCUCUACAUAUUUAACUUGGCAAUAAAA
Messenger RNA from Pungitius pungitius (ninespine stickleback), 2437 nucleotides. RefSeq names its product FAST kinase domains 3 (gene fastkd3). Lineage: Eukaryota; Metazoa; Chordata; Actinopteri; Perciformes; Gasterosteidae. Gene Ontology annotation, cellular component: mitochondrial matrix; ribonucleoprotein granule. The record is from RefSeq and is a predicted model, not a curated record. Gene Ontology annotation, molecular function: RNA binding. Gene Ontology annotation, biological process: regulation of mitochondrial mRNA stability; mitochondrial RNA processing. The transcript is spliced from 7 exons. Bases 321 to 2291 code for a protein of 656 amino acids.